Molecule: messenger RNA, 2240 nt
Organism: Pseudonaja textilis
Lineage: Eukaryota; Metazoa; Chordata; Lepidosauria; Squamata; Elapidae
Source: RefSeq, a predicted model, not a curated record
AGCAGGUUGAGGGAGCCGUGUUGCGCCUGAGGGAAGAUGCUGCGCGAUCGGACGCUUCGGCUGCAGUUCGGCCACCGCCUGGAGGCGGUCUGCGUGCUGGGCACCCGGCUGUCGGUGGACGUCUUCGGGGCCGCUCCACCCGAAGCGGUGAAUUUCAGUGUGAAACAUUCACAAGACGUCAGUGUUGAAGUCAUAAGCCACGAUCAGUCGGACUUGGCCCCCGCCAACGGAGCUAAACAAUGGCUGCUGGAUCCCACCACAUUCCUGCAGAUCCAGAUGACCCAGCCUAGCGUGGAGACCAACGAUAGCAAAGUAACCGUAGGAUAUUAUGGAGAGAAUGACAAAAAUCCUAUAAAUCAGGCUGGCAUUUUUCUAACUGGCAUUGGAAUCUCCUUGGAUGUCGACGCCGACCACGAUGGUGUGGUGGAGAAGAACAACCCAAAGAAGGCUACGUGGACCUGGGGCCCUGACGGCCAGGGUGCUAUCCUGCUGGUUAACUGUGACAAAGAAAAUCCAUUCAGCAGCACGGAGGACUGUCAGGAUGAGAAAAUAUUUUCCAAGGAAGAUCUGGAGGACAUGUCCCGGAUGAUCUUAAGAACGCAAGGCCCAGGCCGGCUUCCCGCUGGCUACGAGAUGGUUCUCCACAUUCCAAUUUCGGACUCCGACAAGGUCGGCGUUUUUUACCUGCAGAAUCCAUUCUUCGGCCAGCGCUACAUACACAUUUUGGGGAGGAGGAAGUUGAGCCACGUGGUGAAGUACACGGGGGGAUCGGCCGAACUGGAGUUCUUCGUGGAAGGACUGCGCUUCCCGGACGAGAGUUUUGACGGACUCGUCUCCGUCCACGUCAGUCUGCUGGAGCCGAUGGCCGAGGGUAUUCCACAGGCCCCGAUCUUCACCGACACUGUUGUUUUCCGGGUCGCGCCUUGGAUCAUGACCCCAAACAUCCUACCCCCAGUCAGCGUCUUCGUGUGCAGGGGCCCGGAUUUCGGCUACGUGACCCUGGAGCCUCUCUUUGAAAUCGUCACCAGCUUGGACUCCUUCGGGAACCUGGAGGUCAGCCCCCCGGUCUCGGUCCACGGGAAGGAGUAUCCUUUGGGCAGGAUCCUCGUUGGAAGCAGCUUCCCCACAGAUCAGCUGCCAGGCCAGACGGAUCCUGGCUGCGGCCUCUGGUUCACCGGCUCUGCCUUCCUGCCCCCCCCCCCCCUCCCCCCCCCUCCAGGAUACUCUGGCACGGACACCAAACGCGUCACCAUCAACAAAGUCCUUUCUAAUGACAUUAUGGUGCAGGAGAACCAAUACGUGCAGAGGUGCAUCGACUGGAACCGCGACAUCCUGAAGAAAGAACUGGGCCUGAAAGAAAAGGACAUCGUGGAUCUACCUGCCCUCUUCAAGAUAGACAAAGGAGGGAAAGCCAUGGCUUAUUUUCCCAACAUGGUGAACAUGAUUGUCCUCUCCAGGGACCUGGGCAUCCCCAAGCCUUUUGGGCCCAUCAUCGAAGGCGAGUGUUGCUUGGAGCAGUAUGUCUCCUCUUUGCUGGAGCCCCUGGGGCUGGCCUGCACCUUCAUCGACGACAUCUCCUCGUACCACAAGCACCUGGGAGAAGUCCACUGCGGCACCAACGUCCAGCGGAAGCCGUUUGCCUUCAAGUGGUGGAACAUGGUCCCGUGAAACGGGGGGGCUGCCGCUCCCCCCGGGAAGUCAAGAGGGGUUUCAGACACACACUUUGACCCUCUGGCCGUCUGGCUUGACCCGCAAAAGAAUCUGGGCGUCUCUUUGCACGCCCGCUUGAGAAACUAGGCGAGUCAGCAGGCGGUGUGGGGGAAAAAUUGUUGGUCUGAACGCUGCAGGGAAGAAGCAUGCUGUGUCGAUUGGACCCAAGGAGCAUUGCAGGGCCCAGUCGGGUGUCUUGACAACUUUUGCGUGUGGUGUGCGUUUUCUUUGUCCUCUCUAAAUUAACCUUCAACGUCCCGCUUUUCUUCCUUCCUUCCUUCCCCUAAUGUAGCCAAGACAAAGCCCCUUCUGCAGGGGUGUGAGGGGUGUGUGUUUUUACAGCCUCGGCUUUUGUUGCGGUGGGGGGCACUUUGGAACAACAGGAAUAAAAACGAGGCGACAACGUUUGCGGCGUGACCAUGUUUGCAGUGUGUGGGCCAGGAGGCGUUUUGCGGAGUGUGAUGUCCUUUCUUGCAACGAUUUGAUAUUUUUAUUAUUCCUUGAACGUCAUUUGCCGCUACUAUUAAGAC